Molecule: messenger RNA, 7250 nt
Organism: Oncorhynchus keta (chum salmon)
Lineage: Eukaryota; Metazoa; Chordata; Actinopteri; Salmoniformes; Salmonidae
Product: leucine-rich repeat-containing protein 3-like
Exons: 3
Coding region: 268-1260 (330 amino acids)
Cellular component (GO): extracellular matrix
Molecular function (GO): protein binding
Source: RefSeq, a predicted model, not a curated record
GAGAGAGAGAGAGAGAUGUGAUAACAGUGACAGAAUUGUUCUAUGAUGACAACCGGAUUAAUGUUUGACGCUCUGUCAGGUUAAAGAAUAGCCACAUUACAAAUCCGUGUCGGAAACAUCAGAGUCAGACCGAAGCUCGUAGUCAACAUCUUCGCGUGUGGAUUCCAACUUGAAGAAGAAUUUUGGCGGUUAAUUACGUGUCACAGGCUCUGCUGGCCCUGGCAUCUCCCUCUGGACCUGGGGUGUGUCGGGGGCUAUGGUGAGGACAUGUGCCUCAGCGGGAGGACUGGAUGUCAUGGAGGAGAUGGAUUGGGGCUGCGGAGAGGAUUGGGUAAAGUGUUGGAGAGAGGAGGGCUGGGCACAAAGCUUGGGACAGAAAGAAGACUGGAGAGAGGGAGGGCGAGAGAGAGAGGGCAGGGAACCAGGACAUGGCUGGGGCAGGAGACAAGGCUUGGGAGAGACCUGGGUCGAGGCCUGGGAGGCUGGUCAUUCACCCUGCUGGUCCUGCUCCUCCUACUCUCCCCGGUGUUCCCCCAGUGCCCUGACAGCUGCCACUGUGUGUGGGAGAGCAGCAUGGUGCUGUGUACGGACGCUGGGCUCCGUGAGUUCCCCCAAGGCCUUCCUCCGGACACCGUCACCCUCCACCUGGAGAGGAACUACAUCCGCUCGCUCCCCGAGAGCGCCUUUAGGGAGCUGACCCACCUGAGGGAGCUUUACCUCUCCCACAACCGCAUCGACACCCUCUCCUCCGGGGCCCUGCGUCACCUGAGCUCAGAGCUCCGUCUCCUGGAUCUUUCACACAACCUGUUACGCCAGGCCAGCCGGGACGAGUUCAGUUCCACGCGGGCCAAGACGCGCCUCUACCACAACCCGUGGCACUGCGACUGUACCCUGCAGGAGCUGAUGGAGACGUUAAAUCUAGAGCCGGAGACGGUCAACGGGAUCGUGUGUGAGAGCUCGGUGAGGAGCGCCGGGGAGGUGAGUCGCUGGGAGGAUCCAGGGGGUGCAGGGGAGCACGCCGGUCAACCGCUGGUUAAAUUGCUUGACUCUGGGGUGAACUUCUGUAAUCUCCAGCGGAAGACCACGGAUGUGGCUAUGCUGGUGACCAUGUUCGUGUGGUUCUUCAUGGUCAUUGUUUAUGUGGUCUACUACGUGAGACAGAACCAGGCUGAGACCAGAAGACAUCUGGAGUAUCUGAAGAGUUUGCCCAGUCCGAGGAAAACAGUCACGGAGUCAGACACGAUAAGCACUGGUCUCUGAACUAUUUAUUUAUUGCCUUUCUUUAAUCAGGUAGGUUAUUGAGAACACAGUCUAUUUUACAAAAACAACCAAGGGAAGGCCUACGAAAAGGCCGUAGGGACAAUUCAUGUCUCUGUAUUGGGAUGGAGCUUGUUAAUUGAAAAGGGACUAUCUAUAACAACUUUGACUUUAAUUAAAUGAUUACAGCAUUUUAUUUUUGUAACUACUUUUCCAUAAUUAUUUAUAUAUUUUUGCCCUACAUUUAUACAAAAAAAUGAAGGUUUUUGUAUCCACUGGCAUAUGCACAGCUCUAACGCUGUCCAAAUGGAGAGAAAGACCAGAUCAGCACCUUUCAUCAUCAAUACUGGUGGCUUUCAUCAUCAAUACUGGUGGCUUUCAUCAUCAAUACUGGUGGCUUUCAUCAUCAAUACUGGUGGCUUUCAUCAUCAAUACUGGUGGCUUUCAUCAUCAAUACUGGUGGCUUUCAUCAUCAAUACUGGUGGCUUUCAUCAUCAAUACUGGUGGCUUUCAUCAUCAAUACUGGUGGCUUUCAUCUUCAAUACUGGUGGCUUUCAUCUUCAAUACUGGUGGCUUUCAUCAUCAAUACUGGUGGCUUUCAUCAUCAAUACUGGUGGCUUUCAUCAUCAAUACUGGUGGCUUUCAUCAUCAAUACUGGUGGCUUUCAUCAUCAAUAUUGGUGGCUUUCAUCAUCAAUACUGGUGGCUUUCAUCAUCAAUACUGGUGGCUUUCAUCUUCAAUACUGGUGGCUUUCAUCAUCAAUACUGGUGGCUUUCAUCUUCAAUACUGGUGGCUUUCAUCAUCAAUACUGGUGGCUUUCAUCAUCAAUACUGGUGGCUUUCAUCAUCAAUACUGGUGGCUUUCAUCAUCAAUAUUGGUGGCUUUCAUCUUCAAUACUGGUGGCUUUCAUCUUCAAUACUGGUGGCUAUCAUCAUCAAUACUGGUGGCUUUCAUCUUCAAUACUGGUGGCUUUCAUCUUCAAUACUGGUGGCUUUCAUCUUCAAUACUGGUGGCUUUCAUCUUCAAUACUGGUGGCUUUCAUCAUCAAUACUGGUGGCUUUCAUCAUCAAUACUGGUGGCUUUCAUCAUCAAUACUGGUGGCUUUCAUCAUCAAUACUGGUGGCUUUCAUCUUCAAUACUGGUGGCUUUCAUCUUCAAUACUGGUGGCUUUCAUCUUCAAUACUGGUGGCUUUCAUCAUCAAUACUGGUGGCUUUCAUCAUCAAUACUGGUGGCUUUCAUCAUCAAUACUGGUGGCUUUCAUCAUCAAUACUGGUGGCUUUCAUCAUCAAUACUGGUGGCUUUCAUCAUCAAUACUGGUGGCUUUCAUCAUCAAUACUGGUGGCUUUCAUCAUCAAUACUGGUGGCUUUCAUCAUCAAUACUGGUGGCUUUCAUCUUCAAUACUGGUGGCUUUCAUCAUCAAUACUGGUGGCUUUCAUCAUCAAUACUGGUGGCUUUCAUCUUCAAUAAUGGUGGCUUUCAUCUUCAAUACUGGUGGCUUUCAUCAUCAAUACUGGUGGCUUUCAUCAUCAAUACUGGUGGCUUUCAUCAUCAAUACUGGUGGCUUUCAUCAUCAAUACUGGUGGCUUUCAUCUUCAAUACUGGUGGCUUUCAUCAUCAAUACUGGUGGCUUUCAUCUUCAAUACUGGUGGCUUUCAUCUUCAAUACUGGUGGCUUUCAUCAUCAAUACUGGUGGCUUUCAUCUUCAAUAUUGGUGGCUUUCAUCUUCAAUACUGGUGGCUUUCAUCUUCAAUACUGGUGGCUUUCAUCAUCAAUACUGGUCUGUCUGUAAAUAGGGACUGUCUGUUUCUAUUCUGUAUAUCAGGUUCCAAAGACAUGUGAUGUUGUUUAGUGUUCAGGGUGAUUACUCUUACUUUUAUCUCUCUCCAGCCCUUGAUGAUCAGUGAAGGCUAUUUUAACCUCUCACUCUACAAGGUCACUGAGUCUGAACCAGCCAGUCAUCUACAUUCAUAUCCUGUGUUUUAUCACCCUACGAGCCAGGACACAGCCUGAGAUUCUCUGGCAGGCCACUGUUGACCAAUUCAAAGUCUAGGUUGAAAACUAACGGAGAUCGGGCAUUUGCCCGAGACUUUGGAAUGGUCUGCCAGAGGACACCAGGCUUAUAGAUUCAGUGCCUCUUUUUAAAUCCCUUACCGAAGACACACUUUUGUAAAGAUGCUUAGUGAUUUUAUUUUAUGAUGUGAAGCAUGUUACUUGUAUCGAAAAGCGAUAUACAAAUAAAGUUAUAAUUAUAUUAAACCCCACUAAUCCCUCAAUCCGCACUACAUCCAUUCCUUCCUGCUGUUCUAAUGUUACCCUGGCCCUAGGAAGCAGGUGCUGAAUCCCUUUUUUUAGUCAUCAAGUACGUAACAAGCAAUCAUUUCUAAAUUGGUCAAGUUAGGAGAGGCUAGUGUAUGACGGCAGGGUAUCAUCUGUCUCUCGGAAGCAGAGAAAUUAAAUGAAGACCUGAUUUUAGAAUUGAUUGAAUAAUUAACAUUUAUCUUUUGUUAAAAAUUAUCAGAUGAAUGAAACAAACUUGUUUUUGAAAUGCCUUGUUUCUGUGGAUCCUAACGUAUCUUCUUAGUGAUGUUUUAUUAAGAACUGGUUUUCUGUCUGUGUGGUUAAAGUUAUGGUCCUAUAUUUUCUCCCUGGACUUUCUUAUUGUUAGUGAAGUGAGUUUAAAGAGACAGUUGACUUUGAGAUAUUUCCAAUUGAGUCGUAAUAUAUGCAGCUAUUACCGUGAAUGCAGUGUCCGCGAACACGCCAUGGAUUGAAACUAGGGACUCUAUUCAGUCAUGGAAGUUCAGCAUUACAGCCUAAUUAAAAUCGAAAGGCAAUGUUCCCACUUUAGCGGAGACCGCAUUCACGGUAAACGUUGCACAUGCCAGCUCAAUGGGAAAUGAUCUUAAAAUGUAUAUCACAGAAUCUGUAACGCUUCAGCGAUCCAGACCGAAUAGCUUAAUGUCGUGAACUAAAUGAAAGCAUGCUGGUGAAUGUGUGUAAUACGUUCAAUGACUUUUUUCCCCUGACAUUAUUGAUUGAGAAUGAGUCCUGUACCAUAUUGUUGCUAUAUCAAUCAGAAUGGGAUAUUAUGUGUUUCAUGAAAAAAAAAAAAUGGUUUGUACAGUAGCCUAUAUGUGGUACGUUUCUAUGGAGAUAUUCCUAUUACUUUUGUCUCAGACAAACCCUAAGAGGUUUUGUAUUGUGUUUGUGUAAUGUUGUGGCAUUCAGAGUUCCAUUCUAGCACAGGUUGUGGUAUAGCACUGUCAAUUUAAAUGAUAGCACUGUCAAUUUAAAUGAUAGCACUGUCAAUUUAAAUGAUAGCACUGUCAAUUUAAAUGAUAGCUCUGUCAAUGUAAAUGAUAGCACUGCCAAUUUAAAUGAUAGCACUGUCAAUUUAAAUGAUAGCACUGUCAAUUUAAAUGAUAGCACUGUCAAUUUAAAUGAUAGCACUGUCAAUUUAAAUGAUAGCACUGUCAAUUUAAAUGAUAGCACUGUCAAUUUAAAUGAUAGCACUGUCAAUUUAAAUGAUAGCACUGUCAAUUUUAAUGAUACCACUGUCAAUUUUAAUGAUAGCACUGUCAAUUUAAAUGAUAGCACUGUCAAUUUAAAUGAUAGCACUGUCCAUUUAAAUGAUAGCACUGUCAAUUUAAAUGAUAGCACUGUCAAUUUAAAUGAUAGCACUGUCAAUUUAAAUGAUAGCACUGUCAAUUUAAAUGAUAGCACUGUCAAUUUAAAUGAUAGCACUGUCAAGUUAAAUGAUAGCACUGUCAAGUUAAAUGAUAGCACUGUCAAUUUAAAUGAUAGCACUGUCAAAUUAAAUGAUAGCAUUGUCUAUUUAAAAGAGAGCACUGUCAAUUUAAAUGAUAGCACUGUCAAUUUAAAUGAUAGCACUGUCAAUUUAAAUGAUAGCACUGUCAAUUUAAAUGAUAGCACUGUCAAUUUAAAAGGGAGCACUGUCAAUUUAAAAGGGAGCACUGUCAAUUAAAAUGAUAGCACUGUCAAUUUAAAUGAUAGCACUGUCAAUUUAAAUGAUAGCACUGUCAAUUUAAAUGAUAGCACUGUAAAUUUAAAUGAUAGCACUGUCAAUUUAAAUGAUAGCACUGUCAAGUUAAAUGAUAGCACUGUCAAGUUAAAUGAUAGCACUGUCAAUUUAAAUGAUAGCACUGUCAAAUUAAAUGAUAGCAUUGUCUAUUUAAAAGAGAGCACUGUCAAUUUAAAUGAUAGCACUGUCAAUUUAAAUGAUAGCACUGUCAAUUUAAAAGGGAGCACUGUCAAUUUAAAAGGGAGAACUGUCAAUUAAAAUGAUAGCACUGUCAAUUUAAAUGAUAGCACUGUCAAUUGAAAUGAUAGCACUGUCAAUUGAAAUGAUAGCACUGUCAAUUAAAAAGAGAGCACUGUCAAUUAAAAAGAGAGCACUGUCAAGUUAAAUGAUAGCACUGUCAAGUUAAAUGAUAGCACUGUCAAGUUAAAUGAUAGCACUGUGAAUUGAAAUGAUAGCACUGUCAAUUAAAAAGAGAGCACUGUCAAGUUAAAUGAUAGCACUGUCAAGUUAAUUAUGAUAGCACUGUCAAGUUAAAUGAUAGCACUGUCAAUUAAAAAGAGAGCACUGUCAAGUUAAAUGAUAGCACUGUCAAGUUAAAUGAUAGCACUGUCAAGUUAAAUGAUAGCACUGUCAAUUAAAAAGAGAGCACUGUCAAGUUAAAUGAUAGCACUGUCAAGUUAAAUGAUAGCACUGUCAAUUUAAAUGAUAUCACUGUUAAUUUAAAUGAUAGCACUGUCCCUUUAAAUGAUAACCCAACUCCUUUAAUUGAUUGCACAGUCCCUUUAAAUGAUAACCCAACUCCUUUAAUUGAUUGCACAGUCCCUUUAAAUGAUAACCCAACUCCUUUAAUUGAUUGCACAGUCCCUUUAAAUGAUAACCCAACUCCUUUAAUUGAUUGCACAGUCCCUUUAAACGAUAACCCAACUCCUUUAAUUGAUUGCACAGUCCCUUUAAAUGAUAACCCAACUCCUGUAAAUGAUUGCACUGUCCCUUUAAUUGAUAGCCCAACUCCUUUAAUUGAUUGCACAGUCCCUUUAAAUGAUAACCCAACUCCUGUAAAUGAUAGCACUGUCCCUUUAAAUGAUAACCCAACUCCUUUAAUUGAUUGCACAGUCCCUUUAAAUGAUAACCCGACUCCUUUAAAUGAUUGCACUGUCCCUUUAAAUGAUAACCCAACUCCUUUAAUUGAUUGCACAGUCCCUUUAUAAUGAUAACCCAACUCCUUUAAUUGAUUGCACAGUCCCUUUAAUUGAUAACCCAACUCCUUUAAUUGAUAACCCAACUCCUUUAAUUGAUUGCAAUGUCCUGUCAUUAACUGUAGUGUAACUGUUUUACGUCAUAGGCUACAAUGAAUACCACAACCUGAGUGACAAACCCGGUCUGUGGAGAUGCCAAUAACCCAGACAACAAGAACCAAGCAUGCCUCCUUCUGUGGCAUUUUUACAACAGGGGUUUAUUUGUGAUGUAUUUUCAUCUUGCUGAUUUAGUUUUUUUCUCCUGUUGUUUUAAAUGUCAAUCAUUAUUCUAAACAAAGACGACGACAUCGUAGAUUCGGGAACCAAUACAUCACAUCAUAAAUGAACUUUAAAACCAAAUUACGGGGGAAAAAUAAAAUAAACGUGGCUCUGUGUUGUUUAGAGAAAUGCUUCUACCUUUUAUUGCUACGGUGAAAGGUGAAAGGUGAAAGGUCAGGAAAGAAAAGGGGAAAAAAUGUAAAGACAGGAUGACAAUCGGUUCAUACAGUUACUGAUGACAGCGGUUGGAAAUGUCUCCCUUCUCUUAUCUAGCAUGCUUAAAAAACAAUCUGAAAAUAUUGAAAAAAGGUUUUUACAUUUUACAAAAUAGUACAUGAUAUGAACUUCGCACCUCCUCACAAAAAUGUUGCAUACUCUCUCCGAUGAAGAAAACAACAAAUAAAUUGGGGUGCCACCCACUUGUGAUCCAUGGUC